Molecule: messenger RNA, 1212 nt
Organism: Cynocephalus volans (Philippine flying lemur)
Lineage: Eukaryota; Metazoa; Chordata; Mammalia; Dermoptera; Cynocephalidae
Gene: AGPAT4
Product: 1-acylglycerol-3-phosphate O-acyltransferase 4
Exons: 8
Coding region: 44-1180 (378 amino acids)
Cellular component (GO): mitochondrial outer membrane; endomembrane system
Molecular function (GO): 1-acylglycerol-3-phosphate O-acyltransferase activity
Source: RefSeq, a predicted model, not a curated record
CUGUGGGUAUUUAUUUAUUUUUGAAUAAAAGCAACCACACGUCAUGGACCUCGUUGGAUUGCUGAAGUCUCAGUUCCUGUGCCACCUCGUCUUCUGUUAUGUGUUUAUUGCCUCGGGGUUAAUAAUCAACAGCAUUCAGCUCUGCACUCUCGUUCUCUGGCCAAUUAACAAGCAGCUCUUCAGGAGAAUCAACUGCAGACUGUCCUACUGCAUCUCAAGCCAGCUGGUGAUGCUGCUGGAGUGGUGGUCGGGCACCGAGUGCAUCAUCUACACGGACCCGCGGGCCUACCCCAAGUACGGAAAGGAAAAUGCCAUCGUGGUUCUGAACCACAAGUUUGAAAUUGACUUCCUCUGCGGCUGGAGCCUGGCCGAACGCCUCGGGCUCCUAGGGGGCUCCAAAGUCCUGGCCAAGAAGGAGCUGGCUUACGUCCCCAUCAUUGGCUGGAUGUGGUACUUCACGGAGAUGGUCUUCUGCACACGCAAGUGGGAGCAAGAUCGCAAGACAGUCGCCACGAGCCUGCUGCACCUCCGAGACUACCCUGAGAAGUACCUUUUCCUGAUCCACUGUGAGGGUACACGGUUCACGGAGAAGAAGCACCAGAUCAGCAUGCAGGUGGCCCAAGCCAAGGGGCUGCCCAGCCUCAAGCACCACCUGCUGCCGCGCACCAAGGGCUUCGGUGUCACCGUGAGGAGUUUGAGAAAUGUAGUUUCAGCUGUAUAUGACUGUACACUCAAUUUCAGAAAUAACGAAAAUCCAACACUGCUGGGAGUCCUAAACGGAAAGAAAUACCAUGCAGACAUGUAUGUUAGGCGGAUUCCACUGGAAGACAUCCCAGAAGAUGAAGACAAGUGUUCAGCCUGGCUCCACAAACUCUACCAGGAGAAGGACGCCUUUCAGGAGGAGUACUACAGGACGGGCACCUUCCCCGAGACCCCCCUGGUGCCCCCGCGGCGGCCCUGGACCCUGGUGAACUGGCUGUUCUGGGCCUCGCUGCUGCUGUACCCCUUCUUCCAGUUCCUGGUCAGCAUGGUGAGCAGCGGCUCCUCCCUGACGCUGGCCAGCUUCGUCCUCGUCUUCUUCGUGGCUUCCGUGGGAGUUCGAUGGAUGAUUGGUGUGACAGAGAUCGACAAGGGCUCUGCCUACGGCAACAUCGACAGCAAGCAAAGGCACAGUGACUGACUCGGGGAUGUGUCGCCAUCCAAAGGGAACCU